Molecule: messenger RNA, 1585 nt
Organism: Dissoconium aciculare CBS 342.82
Lineage: Eukaryota; Fungi; Ascomycota; Dothideomycetes; Mycosphaerellales; Dissoconiaceae
Exons: 2
Coding region: 354-1388 (344 amino acids)
Source: RefSeq, a predicted model, not a curated record
GAAUGAGGCGGAAUAUGUCCAAUGUCAGCUACGUGAGGACUGCGCCCCGUCUGCUAAACGAUUGCAAAAGAAGUGACGAGCGUUAUAUAACAAGUACCUAGGUCCCGUGGCCACUUGAGCCCUUCAGCUAUUUUGGGGAAGCGCGGAUCCGGCGGCAUGCGACGAGAACCCUCUUCCCCAUCAGCCGACCAAUUUUGGCACCUGCAGUAUCAGAAUCGGCGCCGCAGGAUGAUAUCAACUAUCCGGCGCUCCAGCUAGCAGCAUCACUGCAUAUAGCUUAAGGUAUAUUGCAGGUGAAAAAGCUUCGAGGACUCUGUCAUCGCAUAUGGCUCAGUCAUCUCGGUACCGUCCCGAUGGUGAUCCAGGCUGAAAGCAUGGCCACAGACGAAUGGGAAUAUGAAUAUGACCCAAAUGAGACAGAAGAUUGCUACAUCACACUGGACCUGACGACAUACGUUCCUGAUGCACUAGCAACCAAGUCAAACACAAGAACAGCCAAGCAACCUACAUCCAUUGACAAUGAUAAAACACCCCAAUCAGAAAACGAUGCUGCGCCAACCUCAGUAGGCAAGUUGGAGAUUGCAGAUUUACAUACCCGCCAACCAUUCAUCAAAUUCAAUGACCGGAUGUAUCAUGGCACAUGGAGUACCGAUUACGGAAGCCAAGUUUACGUAGCAAACCCAGGCGCUGUUCAAGAUCCAGUGUUGGCGGGCAACAUGCUGGACAUCGUCGGUGUUUCUCGCGCGAGAAUAGUUGCAACGCCGGCAAGGCUUCGCGGAGAACAGAAGUCGGCCACUCAGCACGAUGUCCUCGAAGAUGAAAAUCUAGAGAUGAGUGCACAUAGCGAAGAGAUCGGCUCUGGUGAACUCACAGAUGAGCACACGAUAUCGCAGACCACGAAACAGCGAAAGACACCCCUCUCAGAGAGACCUCAAACUGGGAACGGAUCGCAGGCUGCCUCAUUCCUGCAACGCCUGACUCGAAUCAAACAGCAAAAGGGCGAGAAAGAUCCUGUACCAUUAUAUGGUGUCAAAAUUUACAAUGCUCCUUCACCCGAAGCGCAACAGGCUAUCCGAGAUGCCGCGCUGCAAAACGAUGCAGAACAAGUAGGCCGAGCUUCAGAUUUCCCGCCAGCGAGACGAAGACGUUAUCCGCGCGAGAACCAAGCGUUCACAACAGAUGCCAGAAGCGCAACAUCAACAGCUGUUACGGGUCUAAAGUCGUCCACUACUAUCAGGGGCCGGCCAUCCAGGGACGCGAUCGUCCAAAGUCUAGGAUUUCGAGACAUGGGGACAGCCGACUCCGAGAACAGCCUAGAUGUUCAAGUCCUAUCGACUGACGACGAAGUCGACGAUGAUGAUGGCGAUGAUGAAUAUGAAGGCGUUUGACGGUCAUGAUCAUUGCCUGGCGGAAUGAGAUGGAGAUGUAAUAAUUAUUGUAAUGCAGCGAGGCCAAUAUCGAGAAUCCUACAUUGCCUGCAAGGCUCGUGUCAUUGUCGCGCCUCUCGCACUUCCAUGACUCGUGAAAAGACACGUGGGGUCAGCCGAGGGUGGGGAAUGAAAUUGACCCCGAUUCGUCACCACGU